Messenger RNA from Strongylocentrotus purpuratus (purple sea urchin), 2753 nucleotides. Its product is annotated as nuclear protein localization protein 4 homolog. The record is from RefSeq and is a predicted model, not a curated record. The transcript has 16 exons. Gene Ontology annotation, biological process: ubiquitin-dependent protein catabolic process. The coding region runs from base 126 to 2009 and encodes 627 amino acids. Gene Ontology annotation, molecular function: ubiquitin protein ligase binding; ubiquitin binding. Gene Ontology annotation, cellular component: nucleus. Lineage: Eukaryota; Metazoa; Echinodermata; Echinoidea; Camarodonta; Strongylocentrotidae.
GCCCUCUACGUUGCAUGUAGCAUUAACCUAUCUUGCAAGUCAUAGAAUUCAUGACGACAGGGUCUCCAUUUAGACUGUUAAAUAAACCUUUCCUGAUCAGUUCAUUCUUCAUUAUUUGAUUCAGUAUGUCGGGGACUAUUAUCAUACGGAUCCAGUCCCCUGACGGAAACAAACGAGUCACUGUUCCCCCGACAACAUCCCUCUACAAGUUCUUCCAAAAGGUUUCACAGACAGUGUCGCUCCCUGCCGAUGGCUUUCAACUCUACAAAUCUCGGGACAAGACAGAGCAACUUAAAGCCUCUAGCAAAGUCACACUUAAAUCACAAAAUAUCAAACAUGGUGAUAUGAUACACCUGUACCCAACUAAAGUAGAGGUGGAUGGUAUCGCAGAGCCUUCAUCACAAGAAAAAUCAUCUCUUCACACCUCCUCUUCAUCGUCAUCUUUAUCAUCAUCCUCGUCAUCACAGCCCGUGCCAUUGGUUGUUGAGGACGAAGUCGACCAGUUUCUAUCGAAACAGGAUGGCAAAAUCUACAGGAAAAGAGAUGAACAAUUAUGUCAUCAUGGUGUCAAUGCAAAGUGUGUCCAUUGUGUACCUCUAGAGCCACAUGACGAGAGAUAUAUCAACGACCACGACCCUCCCAUCAAGCAUCUAUCCUUCCAUUCUCACAUCAGGAAACUCACUGGCGGGUUUGAUAAGGGAAAGUUUGCAUUUCUAGAGAACAUUAGCUGUAAGAUCAAGCCAGGGUGUACAGAGCACUCACCGUGGCCCAAUGGCAUCUGCACCAAAUGUCAACCAAGUGCUAUUACGUUAGAUAGACAACAUUAUAGGCACGUAGACAACGUCAUGUUUGAGAACCCCAUGAUGUUUGAUCGCCUUCUAGACUUCUGGCGGAAAUGUGGGAACCAAAGAAUAGGCUUCCUGUACGGGAAGUAUGAGCACCAUAAAGAUGUUCCUCUAGGGAUCAAAGCAACAGUCUUGGCAAUCUAUGAACCUCCACAGAACAGUACAUCAAAUAGUUUAGAAUUACUAGAAGAUCCCUUUGCAGAAGCAGUCGACUAUGUAGCAUCCAAAUUAGGUCUUUGUAAGGUUGGUUGGAUAUAUACCGACCUAAUGGCUGAUGAUCUUACCAAAGGAACAGUCAAACAUGUCAGGAAUAUGGAUGCCCACUUCAUGUCAGCGGAAGAGUGCAUUAUGGCCGGUGAGUUCCAGAACCAGCAUCCCAGCCCCUGCAAAUUGGCAACAGAGGGACACUUUGGCUCCAAAUUUGUCACAUGUAUAGUAACAGGUGAUUCUACGAAUCAGAUACACACAGAGGCGUACCAGGUAUCCAACCAGUGUAUGGCUCUAGUCAGGGAUGACUGUCUAGUGCCUACCAUCGAUGCUCCGGAGCUAGGCUAUAUCAGGGAAUCUACAAAUGAGCAAUACGUACCUGAUGUCUUCUACUCGGAAACUGAUAGCUAUGGCAACUCAUCAAAGCAGUUAGCAAGACCCUUGCCAGUAGAGUUCCUUCUAGUCGAUUUACCGGCUGGGUUUCCCAAGGAUGCCACCUUUGCCUUCAACUCCCAGCCCGGGCUGAAACCCUUCCCCAUCGAGAACCGGGCGGGUGUAGGAGAGGUGCAGGGCAUAGAGGCGCUCACCCAGUACCUAGGACAGUUUGAGAGUGGUCAGCUCAUGGAAGCUAUGCUGGACUUUCAUCUGCUAAUCUAUCUUGCCACAAUGGACCUCCUGCCACUCAGGGACCAUAUGGAUCCCCUGUUAGAAGCACUCAGGUCAAGAGACAAAGACUUGGUGGAUGCUUGGUCUAAAUGUGAGCAGUGGGCCACAAUGGAACACUUCAUAGCAGCUCAGGGCCCGUCAGCGACUGGAGAGGCUGCGCCCAGCACCAGCGGGGCGACCGGGACCAGCACGUCCACCUUCGUAUCAGGGACAUGGACAUGUGAAAGGUGCACGUACAUCAACCAGAAUUCUGCUGCAAAUUGUGAAAUAUGUGAUGGUCCUAGGGGCUAGAUCGCAGACCCCUCCCUGUCUAGUUAAACCACUAUGUCCUGUCUUAAAUUUAUCCAAUUCGUAUGUUUAAAAAAAGGUGAGAGCACUGACUAAAAUAAUACAGAAAUUAAUCAUUUAUGAUGAUAUGGUAGUGAGGAGUAUUACAAAUAGAAAGUGGAAAGAGUCGAUUGCAAAUUUUUCCAUAAUGGAACAUGAAUGCCUUUUCAGUUAAAAGUGCUAUGAGUUUAUAUGCACCUUGAAAAGUUUUAUUGCUCAAAUAUAGACCAUUUUCAAACAGUUACCAACUUCUAGCUAUAUGCAAUACCCUAAGGUUUAUCAUUUACUCAGUCAUUUAUUGCUGAUGAUAUAAUUUUAUUCACUAAACAUUGGUGAAGUCUUGAUGUCUUUGUGAAGGAUUCAAAGGGCAGACAGAGUCAUGUUCCUCGAUUCAGUUCUUAGGGUCUAGAAUAGCAGAUACCCUGGUACUGUACUCCAAUCAAAUGCUCACGAGGUGAAGCUCUUUACAUCUUUAUAACAGGAUCCUAUAGAAAGUAUUUAAUCAGUUCAGUUGACAUUAUAUGAGGUACAAUUGAAUGAUUGAAAUGUUACAAUCACCGAAACAAAAUAUGUUGUGUAUACAGUAGGUAAUAUUUAUAAAAUCAACCUCAAAAAAUUUACCCGACAUUCUAUAGGUAAGCAGUUAUUGGAGUAUGAUGAAAAUUAAAGGGAACUAAAACCUUCAUACUAAGUGACUUUUAUUGCAAA